AUGCUCACUAAUCAGCUUCUCCAAGCGGCAAUCAUGCUCCAGCUCAGUCUGCCCGUCUUCUGCACUAGCAGCAGCAGUAAUGUCACUCUCACUUCCUCCAACACCUCCACAACACAGUCCCUAACCCCGCCUCUCACGCACACAAAGCACGUCACGACCAACCCCCCAAGCUCCAGCCCCAACGCCACCCCAAUCCAGGCAACCUCAGCCUCAAACCCCACGCGCCCUACCGCCUCCAUCACUACCGCCACCAACGCCUCCGCCGCCGCAGCCACCUGCCUCACAGCCAACGCCAGCUGCGCCGCAACCUACGACCUGUUCCAAAGCUGCUGGGACACCGGUGUCAGCGGCCCACUCGACCCGAACGACAAGCGCACGAGCAGCAACUACCGCGACUGCGUCUGUGGCGACACAGGAACGACGCAGGCGGAUGCGUGGUCGCUGUGCGCGGAGUGCUUGCGUGCGGCUGGUGAGCCUGGAGAGAGCCUCGACAGCGUGAACUGGGCGUUGUGGGGGUUUUGCCGCUCGCCUGACCCAAACGCUUUCCUCUUCCUUCUCGCACUCCUGGACUUCACGACCGAAAUCCUCGGCUCUGGCACCAGCUAUGAUUCUCAUUCUCCUCCACUCACAGGCGCUAUCACGGCUGUCGCGACGCUGGCGUCCCGCUAUAGCUACGACCCCUCUGCGAAUAUCCUCCCUAGCGGUAUCACGUCCGUCGUCACUGCCGUCAUUACGCCGACGGGGGAGCCUUUGCCUCGCGUGACGACGACCACGGGGACGGGGACGGGGACGGAGUCUGUGUCUGCGUUUGCUACUGCGACUGCAACUGCGUUUGCGUCUGCGACAAUGGCAGAGACGACAGAGACGGAGACCGAGACGAGGGGUUUGGGAGCGGAGCAUGGAGGCGUGAGCUACACGACGGGCGUGUAUCCGAACGGCUUGGCCACGCUGUAUGUGGUUGGGCCGGCGAAGCCGGUGCCUGCGAGCGCAACGGCGACGACGACUAGUAUGGGCUCUGCUGCUGGAAGCCAUGUGCCAGGGGCGCUGGUGCUGGUGUUGCUUGGCAUGGUGGUUUUGGGGGUGGUUUGGGGAGGAGUGCUUUGAGUGAGGUUGGUGGUGGUGGUAGUGAUGGGGCGGGAGGGAGGAGGCUCUUGUCUGAGAGCUUGGGCGGCAUUGGUGCUGGCUUUGAAGGCGUUUUUAUAGAGGUGAACACCUAUGAACGGUAGUACUUCUUAGAGGCGGAGUUGGAUC
This is a messenger RNA of Aplosporella prunicola CBS 121167, 1251 nucleotides long. RefSeq lists its product as uncharacterized. NCBI's taxonomy places the organism in Eukaryota, Fungi, Ascomycota, Dothideomycetes, Botryosphaeriales, Aplosporellaceae. The transcript has 2 exons. The record is from RefSeq and is a predicted model, not a curated record. The coding region runs from base 1 to 1104 and encodes 367 amino acids.